UCGUCCUGGGACAUUUUACAACAGGCACGCAGAUGAAGUUCAUGGGCUUGUCUCUGUUGAUGCAACAGGUGGGGCAGGCAGCGGCGAGAAAGAGGUCGCUACGCACUUGCUUUGCUUCAUUUUUGUUGGACUUUCUACGCACUACAGAAUACCUGUUGGAUAUUUUUUCACACGGGCUUUGACAGGAACACAGCUGCAUGCAAUCACAACAAACAUCCUGCAGACUGUAGAAAGAGCUGGAUUUAAGGUCUUGCGCAUUGUUGCAAACAAUCAUCCCACGAAUAGGAAACUUUUCUCUAUCCUGUGCAACGGCGCUAUUGUCCCCGUUAUGAAGUACGUCUUCAGCUUAAAUUGUACUAUUACACACUGCAAAUCUUACAUAUUGCAAUUUGGCUUGCAGGCAGCCGCUAGAUGGGGAAAGACCACUGUUCUUGUCUUUUGACUAUUGCCAUAUAAUGAAAAAUGUCCGAUCACAGUUUUUGGCACCCAACAGACUGUUUUGCAACAACGGAAAGUUUCUGGACCCAAAGUACUUAAGAAUGCUCCUAGAAAUUCAGCAGAAGCAGAAUGGCUUCAAACUUGUACGUGGCCUAACUCGGAAGCACCUUUUUCCGAACAACCUAGAGAAAAUGAACGUCAAACGUUCUGUAGACAUAUUCAAGCCUGAGGUCACUGCAGUGUUGAGGUAUCUGCUGAAUUAUGGACACCACGUUGGGAUCUCUGGGUUCGGCGCAAGCCUUCCGACAAUUGAAUUUCUUGAAAUAAUCUUCAAGUGGUUCACCUUGCACAACAUAAAGAGCACAAAUUUCCACAUCUUCAGUCGUGACCCAAUGAGAAUGCCAUUUUACUGUGAGAAUGAUGAAAGGCUCUCUUGGCUCGAGGACACCUUUCUGGCAUACAUCAAUCAGUGGAAGCAAGCAGCACCGGCUAACACAGCUUUCUUGUCACCUGAGACUUAUGAAGCAUUGCAUGUGACCACAAAUGCCACUGUGCUCUGCACUCGCUACUUGCUGUCUCAUGGCUUUAAAUAUGUCCUAACCUUUAAGUACUCCUCUGACGAAGUAGAGUCUUUGUUUUCUGCCAUACGGCAACUGAUUGGAUCAAAUGACCAGGCAGAUGCAUACGCCGCUUUGUCAGCUCUGCACAAAAUUGUGGUGACUGGACUUAUCAAGCCCUCUGCGAGUGCCAAUGUUCAAAACUCGGACUUUCAGCUCUCUGAUCUGCUCAAAGCACCUUCAAGUCCUGUGCCACAGGUGCCACGUGCUAAUGCUGAAGCAACACUGCUGCCAUAUUUGGGUCAACUUAAGACAACACCAGCGGCACCAUGUCCAGGAAUUAAAGCAGCUACCGUCGCUCUUAUUGGUGGAUACCUCGUCAAAGUCAUAGAGGAGAAGAUCAACUGUGCUGGGUGCCUUGAGCGAUUUAAAUGUGAAGCUCAGAGUGGACCUACUGUAGCUGUGAUUAACAACUUGGACCGCGGGAGCCUUUCGUAUCCAAGCCCACAGUUUGUUAGCUUUUUAGUGACGCUCGAAAGUGCAGCUAGUAGCAUAAGGCACCUGCUUCUAGAAACACCAAAGCCACUCAGUUGGUUCGUCAGUAAGGUGUCACCUGCAGUGCAUGAAAAUGCCCUGUUCACAUGUGCCACUGACGUAAGUGAUGCGCAUAAAACAAUGCUGGUGCAGACGGUUCUCGAAAAGUUUGUGCGGCCGUUCCUGACAAACAUAAGCGCCCACAUUACCCAAGAGAGCCAAAAAAAGAAGGUUCUGCACAACAAACCACUUUCUAGAAAAGUGUUGAAGCUUUAGAAUUCUGUUACAUA
Molecule: messenger RNA, 1819 nt
Organism: Ornithodoros turicata
Lineage: Eukaryota; Metazoa; Arthropoda; Arachnida; Ixodida; Argasidae
Exons: 5
Coding region: 456-1805 (449 amino acids)
Source: RefSeq, a predicted model, not a curated record